Molecule: messenger RNA, 5179 nt
Organism: Pteronotus mesoamericanus
Lineage: Eukaryota; Metazoa; Chordata; Mammalia; Chiroptera; Mormoopidae
Gene: AMIGO1
Product: adhesion molecule with Ig like domain 1
Exons: 2
Coding region: 342-1802 (486 amino acids)
Biological process (GO): brain development
Cellular component (GO): membrane
Molecular function (GO): protein binding
Source: RefSeq, a predicted model, not a curated record
GGCGCCUCCUGCUCCCCGCACCGCUCUGCGCCGGUCCCGCGGACCCGAAGGUGGCCGCUGUGGUCGGUGGGCUCCCGCAGGCGCAGCGGCGCAGGCGGUGGGGCCCGGCAAGGGGCGCAGCGGAGCCUGGCGAGUCCGCGGAAGGCGAUGUUGCUGGGCGCGGGCCCCUGCGUAAGGCGGACGCCGCGACAGGCCGGCCGGUGAGGCGCCGCCUGGGGAGGCCGCGACGGAGCGCCUGGACCCGCCAUGGGCUGAGACACGUCCUCGCCGAGCAGAACAUGCCUCGGUGACCUCCUUCCCAGAUCUUCCUGGUGGCCUUCCUCGCCCUUCCCAGUGACACUAUGCAACCCCGGCGUGACCUGCGAGGCCUCUGGCUCUUGCUGCUCUCCUGGUUCCUGCUCCUCUGUGAGGUGGCCAGAGCUGGCCGGGCCCUGGUUAGCUGUCCUGCCGCCUGCCUGUGCGCCAGCAACAUCCUCAGCUGCUCCAAGCAGCAGCUGCCCAACGUGCCCCACGCCCUGCCCACCUAUACGGCUCUGUUAGACCUCAGCCACAACAACCUGAGCCGCCUGCGGGCGGAGUGGACCCCCACGCGCCUGCCCCACCUGCACUCCCUGCUGCUGAGCCACAACCACCUGAACUUCAUCUCCUCGGAGGCCUUUUCCCCGGUACCCAAGCUGCGAUACCUGGACCUCUCCUCCAACCAGCUGCGGACGCUGGACGAGUCCCUGUUCAGCGACCUGCAGGUGUUGGAGGUGCUGCUGCUUUACAAUAACCACAUCAUGGCCGUGGACCGCUCGGCCUUCGAGGAUGUGCCCCAGCUGCAGAAACUCUACCUGAGCCAGAACCAGAUCUCCCGCUUCCCCCUGGAACUGGUCAGGCUCCCCAAGCUGACGCUCCUGGACCUCUCCUCCAACAAGCUGAAGACCUUGCCCUUGCCUCAGCUGCAGGAGCUGCCCGCAUGGGUCAAGAAUGGGCUGUACCUGCAUAACAACCCCCUGCACUGCGACUGUGACCUCUACCAGCUCUUCGCGCACUGGCAGCACCGGCAGCUGAGCCCCGUUGUAGACUUCCAGGAGGACCUGCACUGCGUGAGCGCCAAGAAGCUGCACAGUGUCUUCAGUCUCAACUGCAGCGAGUACAAGGAGCAUGCCCGGGUGGCCUACCUGGGCGACACCUUGACCAUCCAUUGUGACACCAAGCAGCAGGGGAUGACUAAGGUGUGGCUGACACCCAGCAACGAACGCGUGCUAGAUGCGGGGGCCAACAGCACAGUGACGGUGUUCGAGAAUGGCAGUCUUCACUUCCAGCGGGUACAGGUCGAGGAUGGGGGUGUGUACACCUGCUACGCCACCGGGGAGGCUUUCAAUGAGACCCUGUCUGUGGAGCUGAAGAUACACAAUUUCACCAAGUACGGACACCAUGACACCCUCAACACAGCUUACACCACCCUCGUGGGCUGUAUCCUCAGUGUGGUCCUGGUCCUCAUAUACCUGUACCUCACCCCCUGUCGCUGCUGGUGCCGGGGUGUUGAGAAGCCUUCUAGCCACCAAGGAGACAGCCUUAGCUCAUCCAUGCUGAGUACCACACCCAACCACGAUCCUAUGGCCGGUGGGGACAAGGACGAUGGUUUUGACCGGCGGGUGGCCUUCCUGGAACCUGCUGGACCCGGGCAGGGUCAAAAUGGCAAGCUCAAGCCAGGCAACACCCUGCCGGUGCCUGAGGCGGCAGGCAAGGGCCAGCGGAGGAUGUCGGAUCCGGAGUCGGUCAGCUCGGUCUUCUCUGAUACGCCCAUUGUGGUGUGAGCAGGAUAGGUGGGUGGGGAGAUUGUGCCCCAGGAGAGGUAAUGCGCCCCUGAAGGAUUUGAGGGGAUGGAAGAGAGGUCUGGCUGCCCCAGGGAGUGGGUUCCCCCUGACCUCAAGAUAAUUGGUCACGGGUACAGCAGAAAGCAAGACCCCAGCCAGGGUGUGGCUGCCAUGAUUUUCAGAUACGGAUGUAUCAGUCCUCAGGCAAAUGCUACACCCCUCCCCAAAGCCCUGGCGUUUGUCAGUGUGGCGGAGGAGGAGGGGUGUGUCCGAGUUGGGUGGGAAUGAGGAGGGGGUGGGGGGAAGAGUAGAUUCCCUAAACUUUUUGAGAUCAUCCCUAGCUCCUUAAGAGAAAGUCAUUUGGGGGGAAAACAUCCCUUUUUUUCUAUUUCUGUCCACCCACACCUGUGAUGUUGGGUGUGUUGGGGGAGCUUCCACAGGGGCCACAUGCAGGGAGAGCUGUAGUGUCCUCUCUGGCCAGGAAGUCGCACCUCACAGCGGGGGAGAUUGGAAACCUUUGGGGAAAUGAGGCCGGAGAGGCUGAGACCUGCAGCGGACGCACACCCCCAAGCUGCUGCGGCGCUUCCCCGAUGCCUUCGUGUUUCCCAAGGCGCCUGGCCUGCUGCCUGUCAGAGGGCAGCGACGUGAGAUGCGGUGGCCGUGCUCUGUCCUGGGACCGGUGGCGCGGCGGGGUCCGCGGCAUAGGCGCAGCACAUGGCUUGUAGAUGGGGGUGAACUCCAGACUGACUCACAUCCCAGCUGGUGAAACCAGAUUAGCGUGUGGUCCCAGCACCUGUGUGUCAGGUCAGGGCGGGGGUUGCUGAAGGACGCCUGCCACCUCGUGUGAUGGGGGCCACUUGGCACACGCACGAGGAGGGUGCCUCAGCCCCCUCUUAGAUAGCACCCAGCGGGCCCCACCUGACUUAGCGGGUACACCAUCUCUUCAUUCAGCCUCCUUAUCGAGCUCGGGUGGGACCCUGGGCUUUCUCUGACGUACGGCUCUGCGGAGGGUAGCCCUGUAAAGUGGUCCCGGCUGGGCUGGACGGGGCUUGGGGAUGCGGAGGUAGGUGUCUCCCCUGUGUUGGUAGGGCUGCCUUGCUCCUCACAGAGAUCUCGCCCCUGCUGCCAAGCCAAAGCACGGGUCCGUCACCUGAGGGGUCAGAACUGUGGUGUCUGCCCAGCACAGCAGUUUGGUGUGGCUUCGAGUCCUGUGUCUCCACAAGGUUUCAGGCAGGCUUGCAACAGGCAGCCAGUGGCACUAAACCUUCAGAAGGGCAGCUCUGCCACCCCCGGCGCUUUCAGCCAGAGGUCUGUGCUGUCGCAGUUGCCAGGCCGGAGGAACUUAGAACAGGUCGCCAUUCCAUCCCAUCCAGGGUUACAGACUACUUAGGGCGCGGCGGCGGCCACCCCCUCGAACUUCUCCCCGUGACCGGUGUAAGCCGUGGGAUGGCUGCUCUGAGCUGUGUCGAGGGCACGAGCAGCGCAGAGGUGGAAAUGUUCUCUGUCGUUGGUCGUUUUCGGUCAGUCCCCUCUCGCCCACCAAGCUCCUUGUCCAGUGGGCGUUGCCCAGGUCUCCUGGUGUUCUAACCCAUGCUUUAAGUUCCAAGACAUGUCACAUCCCUGCGGGAGGAGAGCCGCUCACUAGAGGGCCUGACUCUGCUGGGGAAGGGGCCCGGGGCUCAACGUCUUCCCCCGUCCGCUCCUGGGAGGUCAAGGCCGCUGUCCAUCCUUUCUCAGUACCCAGUUUUGUCGAGAAGUGCCACGUUUCCCUCGAGCACUUGCAUGCGCGUAGGUAUGCAUGCGUCUGGGUGUGCAUGCACACGGCCCCUUGACCCUCAUCCGGACAGUGACUCCUCAGUCCCCACUGAGGGCCUUUCAGAAUGGUCUCCACCUGUGCGCGCAACUCGACGUGCGCAUUUUCUUGCCCUGUAGGAGACAGUGAUCGUGCCAGGCUCCCCAAAUAAACUCUUGUCCUUUGAAUUCAUUCCGAGGUCUCUGAAGCUUCACCCACGUCUCCGUGGCACACGAGUGCUCCUCAGGGCCUGGAGUUAGGAGAGCUGCAGGCUGACGGCCUCAGGAGAUGCGCAAUGAGCCAGCCAGUUCUUCAGGCCCUGGGAAACCUUCCUUGGAUUAAAGACAGUAGAUGAGGCAUAGAAAGACAGCUGGGGCAAGGGAGGACCCGGAGGAAAGUGGCAGGGGACCAAGCAGCUGUCAGUUGCCCUCCCUCUGUGAACUGCCCCAGUAGGACGGGAGCGGCGGGGGGAGAGGUGGUCUGGUUAGGUUCCAGAGGCCCGCAGGGAGAAAGGGGGCUCCCCUGCUCACUUUGCAGGGAGCCCGGGGAAGACUCAUCUCUGUGCUGGGGCGUCCCCUCAAGAAGCUACCUAGGGUCUGAAAAUCGCGGGUGAAUGUCAGAUAGAGCAGGCCGUCUGGGGCGUCCUAGCUGAGUUCUCGGGGUGAGGAGGCCAUUUUCUUCAGAAGUCUUACCCAAGCUGGGGAGUAAGAAAAGACCCCCAGACUGUAUGUCUCUUUCCUCUGUCCAGUGUGGCCCAAUCUGAGACACGGGUAGGGUGCCUGGCUGCCCACCCCUCCCAAAACAGACUGCAGGAUUAGACUCCUCCGUGGUUUCAGUACGUAGAACCCAAAGGUCGCCUUCUCCUUGGGGGACCAAGUUCUCAGCAUACGUACGCUCCCCAGAACCUGUGUAGGAAACUGCCCAGUGUGGUUCUAAGAACAGACUGAGAGAUCACCCCCCCCAUCCCUUCCCACACCCAUAAACCAGGCAUGGCUCCCAGGAAGCAGGUGUCCCUGGAGACAAUACGACAAGGCUCAACAGUCUAUGUGAUUGUGACCUCCUUUCUUUGCCUAGGGUUGCAGGGCGGGCUCCGAGGGAGGGGCCAGGAGAGGGUACGCCCCAGCUUGGGGAGCGCAAAGCCGACUGACCUGUCUUCUGUGUGCUCUCACCUCUGUGCUCCCCUAGAGCCCUGCUGGCAAAGCCAGCCGGCUCCCUGUGUCCAGGGCCCUGCUCCUCCCCGUGUACACCCACGCUGGCCAACCUUGCAGCCUCCGGGCUCUGAAAACUAGACAGCCAUCAUUAAACCUGGCUUGAGUCUCCUGUUCUGGCAUAGUGUGUGGCUGGUUUAUUUCUCUCUUCAGCCUGUGGGUGGGGGUCAUGGUACCUCAGAGGGUGUGGUCCGCGUAGGGAGAGAAUAUUUAAAUGCUGUUAUAAAGGCAUGUAAACAUGCACAUCCAGGCAUUAGGACUGACCAGUGGUCAGCAAACGUUUUCUAUAAAGACCCAGAUCAUCUGUUGGGCUUUGCAGCCCGUAGUCUGUGUGACAGCCACUCAGCAGCGCCCGAUGCAGCAGGAAGUCACACACA